AUAAAUGUGAGCUGACACGACAUCUCUUCAUUGAUAAGCGACUGUUGAUCGGUUCGACGCAUUUGGAUAUCUUUUACGUCUUUACCAGAAUUAUGGCCGCUGAAGUAAAACAUCCUAUCUCAAUGAUAGACCCGUCGCAACUGCUUCGUCCCGAGCCGACGUUCAACGACAAGCCGAUAGACGCGUUCCGUGACUACAGCAUCGACGACGAGGACCCCAUCAAGGCGCGAGUGCGCAGGACUUAUUACACCAUGCACACCAAUGUUACAGUUGAUCUCGUUAAACAGAAGCGCGAAAAGUGGCUGAAGUUCAACCACUUCAAGUCGACGGUGAAGGACGCGCUGAUCAAACUGAACGAGUUGGUCGACGAGUCGGACCCCGACACGGAUCUGCCCAACAUCGUACACGCCUUCCAGACCGCCGAGAGGAUCCGCCAGGACUACCCUGAUGACGACUGGUUCCAUCUCACUGGACUCAUCCACGACUUGGGCAAGGUGAUGGCGUUGUACGGAGAACCUCAAUGGUGCGUGGUGGGUGACACCUUCCCCGUGGGCUGCCGGUGGGGACAGAGCAUCGUAUAUGGUGACGACAGCUUCAAGGACAACCCCGACACGCACGACCCGAGAUACAACACGCAGUACGGCAUGUACUCGCCUCACUGCGGCCUGGACGCGCUGCUCAUCUCGUGGAGCCACGACGAGUACCUCUACCAGUUCCUGAAGCACAACCGCAGCACGCUGCCGGAGAAGGCGCUCUAUAUGAUCAGAUACCACUCGCUGUACCCGUGGCACGCCGGCGGAGACUACCGCCACCUAACCAACGAGAAAGAUGAGGAGAUCCUGAAAUGGGUGCAUGAGUUCAACAAAUACGACCUCUAUACGAAGAGUGCUACAGUUCCCGACAUCCAAGCUCUGUGGCCGUACUAUGAGAAACUUAUUGAGAAGUAUAUUCCUGGCGUUUGCGAGUGGUGAUAUGAUAUAAUUUUCGUCUCACUAGCCCGGAAAUGCUUGCUUUAGACGACGAAGUAAACGUGUGAAAGUUAAUUUUAUCGGCUAGUGUACACAUAGGUACAAAGUAGGUACUUAUAUUCGAAUUUUGAAAGUAUUUGACACUCAGUUGGUAGAUUUUUGAUACACAUUAUUUUGAAAUAUGUACCUACAUACUUAAUUAUUAUCCGUUGGUACCUACUAUACGUUCACUAUUCGUUUAAAGCAUGUAGGUACCCAUAUUUUACAAAUAUCUACUAAUUACUAUUGUAUUUUGUUAAUUUAUUUUUAUUGUUUCAAUUUAAAUGUGUUAUUAUCUAAUUACUUUUUUUUAUUUAUUGUUAAACGAUUUUAUUAAGUUUUAUAACGAUAUUAUUAAAUAUAUAAAAAAUACCCAUGUACCUAAUUACUUAAUAAAUAUUUUAUUAUUUACUUAAUGAUUAUUUUACUCACAGCUUAGAUGUACCUACAUUAUUUUUUUUAUUCAAUUUAAUUCCGAUAUCAUACUCUAACUAAUUAACUGUAACUGAUGAAGUACUAUAGGGAGCAAAAAAAAACAUUUUAGUAAAAAAUAAUGAUAAUUAAUGAAAACCAAUUUAAAAAUCUGUAGGUACCAUCACUGAGGUGUGUGUGUGAAAUUACUAACUA
Molecule: messenger RNA, 1634 nt
Organism: Bicyclus anynana (squinting bush brown)
Lineage: Eukaryota; Metazoa; Arthropoda; Insecta; Lepidoptera; Nymphalidae
Product: inositol oxygenase-like
Exons: 7
Coding region: 93-971 (292 amino acids)
Biological process (GO): inositol catabolic process
Cellular component (GO): cytoplasm
Molecular function (GO): iron ion binding; inositol oxygenase activity
Source: RefSeq, a predicted model, not a curated record